Aspergillus eucalypticola CBS 122712 is the source of this 848-nucleotide messenger RNA. RefSeq names its product MICOS complex subunit Mic12 family protein. Gene Ontology annotation, cellular component: MICOS complex; mitochondrial crista junction. The record is from RefSeq and is a predicted model, not a curated record. The transcript has 2 exons. Lineage: Eukaryota; Fungi; Ascomycota; Eurotiomycetes; Eurotiales; Aspergillaceae. The coding region runs from base 304 to 675 and encodes 123 amino acids. Gene Ontology annotation, biological process: cristae formation.
CCCCCAUUGAGUUCUUUUGCGUCUUAUUAUAGAGGAAUCUCUUUUGCCCGAACUGUACAGUGGUAUUUGGACAAGUCGGACAUAUUUAUUUUGUCCCCAUCUCCCGCUUGGUGGUCACAUCAGACGAGACCGAUACUCCUCGUCGUUCCAUCUCAAUCAAUCCCGAUUGUCUGAUUGUCCGCAAGGGCUUUGAAGAACCCCCGCUUUCAUCUGUACACUUUACCAAUCUCGACAUCCUCUAUUUGGCUCUGAUCAAACCAUUUGUGAAUACCCGGUCUUGUAAUUCCGAAAAAUAGAGAUAACAUGGGCUUCUUCGCUGGCUUCUUCAGCGGCUUCGCCCUCACCACCUCCGUCCUGUACAUUUCCCUCCAAGUACACAAAGCCAAUCGCCUGGAACAGCGCAAUGCCAUUCGCGAACAAACCCGCGCUCUGAACUGGUUGGCCUCAUCAGCAGGCGCAUACGAUCGUCGCUUAUUGCCUCAAGAGACUCAGAAGCGUCCGGGUGAGGAAGAAGACCGGAAGACGAAACCCGUCUUGAAGGACUUCUUGAAACAUCGCUGGAAUCAAGAGGUGGAGACGUUGGCGCGGAAGGCGUAUGAGAGUCGGUGGGAGGAUGCGCGGGAUACGGCUGUGGAGGGGUGGAAGACGGUGGUGAGGUUGGUGAAGAAGGAGUAGAUUAAUUCGUAUUCUAGUGCUGCCUUUUGUUUAUGAUUUGCAUUGGGUGUAGGUGUGGGUUUGAUGGAGAUGAAGUUUCAGAUACCCUUUGAUUUUUUUUGUUCUAUAUUUAUACGUUGUUUGGAUUUGAUUUGUUGACUAGCGGUAUAAUGCUACAUUUUUUGUUUUCUUGG